AUGAUCAAUAAUUAUACACGUUUUUACAUGCUUGUGUUGUUUACUUCAAUAUGUUUUUCAUCUUCACCAAGCUGUAGCUUUCAAAACACGAUUUUAACAAAUAUCACAGUGUCAAAAACGUGCUCAGCAUUUAAUAAAAUAACCAUUGGUAGUAAUACAUCUUUGGAUGUUAUUCAGCUCAAAAUAUUAUCAAACGCAAAUGUUCAAAUGUAUGAAAUUGUAAAUUGUGUGGGUAACGGUUCAAUUGUACAAUAUAGUUAUUCGAGAAUGAACUUAAAAAAAGAAACCAAUUUUUACAAUACAGCCAAAUUAGAAAUGAAUGAAAAUUCUCAUUUAACAAUAAAUAAUAAAAUUAAUUUUUGGCAUUAUUCACAAAUAAUUUUUAAAGACAGAGCCAUUCUAAAUAUUAAAAAGGAAUUCUAUAUUUAUGACUAUGUUACUGUUGUUUUGCAUCAUGAAACAAUUAUUAAUACUGCAUAUUUGUUAUAUUUAACAGAUCAUUCCAUUUUUACAAUGAACGAUGAUUCGAUAAUACACACAUUAAAUUAUUUAUAUAUUUAUGGCGCGACUUUAUUAAUGAACUCGUAUACUAAAAUAAUCGGACUUGAAUAUUUAAAUGUUUUCAACAAAGCACAAGUAACAUUGAACGACCACUCUGAAAUUAACAACAAUUUGUUUAUAUUUAAAUUUGAAAAUUCAUUUUUAACAUUGAACAAAUUUUCAAAAAUUAACAACAUAAAUGAUUUUAAUGUUAUAAAAGGAAGCAUUUUAACAAUGAAUGGAAUAAAAGAUACCCCACAAAUUACAACAAAUACGUUACGAUUUAAAAGUGGUGUUAAACUCAAUAUUGCUGGUAAGUCUUUAAUCAGUGUCAAUACCGAAUUUGUGUUUGUCGAUUCAAUUAUUAUUGUAAAUAACAGAGAUAUCAGAGAUCUUCCUGUUGUUUUUUAUUCUAGUUCAAAAGAAUUGGAUAUUAAAAACUCAAAAAUACAAUCAGAUUCUGAUUUUGAUGUUAUAUGUUCGUGGAUGGCAAUAUCCAUAACAAAUAUUUUCCCAGGAACGAAAUUGUUAUUGGGAGGUAAAUUACUGAGAUAUGGUACCUCUAAUAAAAUCUUUUGUCAUGUUGAGGACGUGAUAAACAAAAAUGUAAAGUACAGCGAACCUUAUUGUCCAUGUGAUGACAUGGAAGAUUGGUAUAUUACUCCACUUCCAAAUAUGACAUCGUUAUAUGUCAAAAUUAACUCACCUAAAACAAGUUCAAAAACACGCUUUAUUCGUAGCGACGAGUUUUCAUCUGAAAGCGUUACAAUUGGAAACACACAAAUUUCAUUUUACAAAAGUGACAGAGUUAUUCUUGGUAUUUCAAUACCAGAAACAGUUGUUAUGAAUUCGUUUACAUUGACAAAGACUGUACUUGUAGUUUCAAAUACAAAAUUAAUUUUUGAAAACAAACAUUUUAAUGCAGCAAUAAACAUCAACCAAAAAUUCAAAAUACUUGUUAUACAUUGCACAAAAGAAAUGUACAACAAAACGUCUCAAAAAUGUGAAGACCCAACUAUUUGUGAUGACGUGAAUUGUAAAUAUUGUCCUCUCAAUAAAAACAGUUGUGUUACAUGCAAAAGUCAUUUUUUUAUUGUCAACUUAAAAUGUGAACAAAUAACAAACUGUGAAUAUUCAAUAUCAAAUAGAUGUCUCAAGUGUGCAAAUAAAUUUUUAUUAAGAGAUGGAUUGUGUGUAAGUGAUGCGACGUGUUUACUUGUUCAAUUUGAUGGAAAGUGCCAAAUAUGCAACAAAAACAAUGGGUAUAUAUACAACAAUGGUAAGUGUGUAAAAAGUGAUAUAAAUGGUGAGGUGACAACUAAUAACAACAUUGUUUCUUGUUACAAAGGUUUUGGAACCAACUCUACAAAUUGUUUGAAAUGUAAUGAUUUAUACAUAUAUUCAGAAUUGUGUGAAAACGGAAAGGUGACUAAGUGUGACAGUUCGAGUAAAAUGGACACAAAUGGAAUGUGUAAAAACAAUGACUGUGUACUGUCAAACGACCAAAAUGGUAGAUGUACAACAGCAAUUGAUAAUUGUAAAUAUCUAUCAAAUGGUAAAUGCAAUGAAUGUGAAAACGGAUACAUCUUAAAUAAUAAUAAAUGCAACAAAAACGGAGAAUCGAAUUGUAUUACUCAAAAAAAUUUUGGGUGUUUGAUUUGUAAUAAUACAUUUUAUCUCGAUGAGUUAACAAAACGGUGUGCAAGUUGUGACUCGAGUUGUUUGACUUGUGUUGAAACAUCAACAAAAUGUCUCAGCUGUCCACCUAACACGUAUUUGUCAAAUAACAAUUGUAACACUAAUAAAAACUUAGAACUUACGUGUGACCAGUUUGCAAGUUUUAAAAGUGGUUGUGUUGUGUGCAAAGAUGGGUAUUAUCGAGUUGGACUUGAUUGUUUUAAAUGUGAUCAAAAAUGUAAGACAUGCAAUAACAAAUAUAGUUGUCUCACUUGCAACUCAACAAAUUACAAAACAAAUGGCGGUGACUGUCUGCCACAAAGUGAUAUCGUUGGAUGUGCUGUGAAUGUCACACAAAGCGGGUGUUUAAAGUGUCAAGAUGGGUAUCAUAUAGCCAACACAAACGAGUGUCAAAAAUGUAAUGACAACUGCAACACGUGCACAACAACAAGAAACAAAUGCACUUCUUGUGUAAAUUCACGUGUGUUGCUUGCAAAUAAAAGUUGUGUUGGUUUUUCACAAAUAUCAAAAUGCAAAGAAAUUACACAUUCAAAGUGUUCAAAAUGUUCAUUCUGGUACACCCCAAGUGGUGAUGGCACGUUGUGUGAGUCACGGGCUGUUUGGUGGGUCAUUCUUGUUGUGGUUUUGUUUGUUCUUAUUGUGUUACUUGUUCUUAUUGUGUUAUCUGUCAUUGCAACCAAAAUCAUAUUCAACAAAUAUCACACACAUGAAAUUGUAAAGACAACAACACUCUUUGCAAUAAAUAUAUCCAACAUCAACUUUGUUCCUUUCCAAGGCGGUGUUUGCGUUUCUUCAACUGUGAUAGACUUAAAUUCGGACACUGAGCAAAUAGAAGUUAACAAAGAGACUCGGCAAGUGUUAUGUGUAGGUAACACAAACAAAAACGCCAUCAAAAUACAAUUUACAAUUUCAUCAAACAUCACAAAGUUUACAAUUCGUGUUGAUCCAGAGGUUUUUACACUUAAAAGUGGCUAUGUGUGUGAGUUUUCUAUAUAUGUCAAGCCAUUGUGUUCUUGCAAAAUCAACAACACAAUACAAUUGGUUUCUAAAAACCUUAAAACAAAUGAAGAGAAAUACAAAGAAAUCUCACUUGUUGGUGUGACACAACAAUCAACGCGAAUUGAUUACAAUGAGUUGAGCGUUGAAAAGAAACUUAUUGAAGGCUCGUUUGGUGUUGUCUACAAAGGAAAAUUCAGAGGAAAUGUUGUUGCAAUCAAAAAAAUGAAGAAUGUUUUAGAUAAUAAUAAGUCACUCGAUGAGUUUGAAAAUGAAGUGUCAAUGCUUGACAAGUUUAGGUGUGACUAUAUCGUCCAUUUUUAUGGUGCCGUGUUCAUACCAACUAAGGUGUGUAUGGUAACUGAGUUUGCACAAUUUGGAAGUUUGCAAGACUUGAUAAAACAUAAAACAAGUGAUGAAGUUGACAUGAAGGUUAGAGUAAAAUUUAUGGUUGAUUCAGCAAGAGGUAUAUUGUAUAUACACGAAAAUGAGAUACUACACAGAGACAUCAAGCCAGACAAUAUUCUUGUGUUUUCACUUGAUUUGAAUGAAAAAGUAAGUGCAAAGUUGACCGAUUUUGGAUCAUCAAGAAAUGUCAAUAUGUUGAUGACUAACAUGACAUUCACAAAUGGUAUUGGAACACCAGUCUACAUGGCACCUGAAGUGUUAAAUCAAGAUAAGUACGAUAAACCGGCUGAUGUUUAUUCGUUUGCAAUCACUAUGUUUGAAGUGUUCAGAUUGAAAAAAGCAUAUCCAAUUGAUACAUUCAAAUUUCCAUGGAAAAUAGCUGAGUUUGUAACAGCAGGUCAACGUCUUGAAAACAGAGAAAAUAUUCCAGAUGUUAUGUUUAAAAUUAUCCAAACGUGUUGGAACCAAAAUCCAAAGGAAAGAAAAACAAUUGAGAACGUCGUUAAUUCACUCAACGUGUUAACAAAAGCUGAUAUUUAUCAACACAAUAAAAUAAACGAAAACAUUUAA
Messenger RNA from Entamoeba invadens IP1, 4212 nucleotides. RefSeq names its product protein serine/threonine kinase, putative. The transcript has a single exon. Lineage: Eukaryota; Evosea; Mastigamoebida; Endamoebidae. Bases 1 to 4212 code for a protein of 1403 amino acids. Gene Ontology annotation, biological process: protein phosphorylation. Gene Ontology annotation, molecular function: protein kinase activity; ATP binding. The record is from RefSeq and is a predicted model, not a curated record.